Messenger RNA from Pocillopora verrucosa, 2443 nucleotides. Its product is annotated as bone morphogenetic protein 6-like. Gene Ontology annotation, cellular component: extracellular region. The record is from RefSeq and is a predicted model, not a curated record. NCBI's taxonomy places the organism in Eukaryota, Metazoa, Cnidaria, Anthozoa, Scleractinia, Pocilloporidae. Gene Ontology annotation, molecular function: cytokine activity; growth factor activity.
GAAUAUUCACCCUGCGAUAUGGGUCGAACUGUACUGUAAAGGAAGCCGCUCGUCUGUACUUGUAUGCAUAAAAGACGGGUUGGCUGAUCGAUUUUAGAAACGGCGUUCUGGUAUCGACGUAUAUAUAGAGUUUGCGGUGUUGGAGUAAGUCCUAGAACUUGCACUUUUGUCGACUCAAUGACAACAUUCUAUCCAACGCAAUCGAGUCAACAACGGCCACGAAAUGUUCACAGCAUUUCUUUUAUUCUGUUUGUUAAUUUGCCAUACACACCAGACGAACGACAAAGCACUCAGUCAACCUUCCGAACUGCUUCGCGGGUUUAGCCUUAAAGAGGUUUCACAAUUGAAACAAUCAUCAAAACAGAGAGAUGACGUACCAAGAUUUCUUCUCAACUUAUACAGAAAGCGAGCGCUUUUACACCGCCGAGGAAUAAACCAGCGGGACUCGGAGAUAGUGAGGGUGUUUUUCCGAGAACCCGCAGGGGAAAGCAAGAGAAAAGGACCACUGCAUUACGGGUUUUAUUUUAACAUAUCCACCAUUGUAGUGGAAGAGAAAGUCAAGAAAGCUGAAUUGAGAAUCUUCAAGAAGACUCCGCUGGGACGGACUAGAGAAGCUGGUUACUUUAAAAUAAGAAUUCUGCGUUUGAAAAAUCACCAGCACUGGACCAAAGGGGUCCCUAUCGCUUCCCACUUGGUUAGUUACAAAGAAAACGUUGGUCGGUGGAUAACGUUUGAUGUUACAUCUGCGGUUAAAUUCUGGAAAGAGAAACCCGAGGAAAACUUUGGCUUGAGUGUUACAGUGGAUGGCGUUGGUGCCUUCCCAUCAGAUUUUCGUAUCGGGGGACAUGGUAAAAGAGCACCUUUCUUGGUAACGUAUACAAAGAGCCCACAAAAAUUUCCAAGAACUCUGCAUGUAAACUGCAGCAGCGACUCAGUUCCCGAAGAGAAUGAAGAACACGUCUCUAAAAAUAUCUCAAUGACGUCCACAUCUCGUCAGAGGCGUUCCAGCAGACCGCCUAAAAGAUGUCAACGUCGGUGGGUUUAUGUGCAUUUUAAAAAGUUAAAAUGGAACUGGAUUAUUGCUCCAAAUGGUUACAGCGCUAACUAUUGCGAUGGUGUCUGUCCGAGGGUUCUUGAUAUGCAACUGGAACCAACGAAUCAUGCUAUCUUGCAGAACAUUUUACACAAAUUGGACAGUCGAAUUCCGUCUCCCAUGUGUGCUCCUACUAAAUUACAUGGCAUCAGUGUGCUAUAUAAGACAAGCGACAGAUCUAUUGCGUUAACAGAGUAUGGUGGAAUGGUUGUGUCGUCUUGUGGAUGUCUGUGAUGAAAGUGAAAUAUCCGCAAAACCGUUUCUUAAAAAGAUAAAAGCCGAAAAUAAAUUCUGGCUCCUCAUAACACAGAUUUAUGUUCGAGGAAUUAUUGAAUUAUCGAAAUUCUUUCCUACUUGGCUGACGUCGCCAGACAUACACAAAUUGCUUUGAACUGAAGAGGAAGGCCUGUAAAAAAAACAUAUAUAUUUGAUUGAAUUGUUGAGUACAGUCAUGAUUGUACUUAGGUGAUAUUUGACAGUCAGUUUGCGACAGUCGCUAUAUCCAGAGGAAGACUGCUUGGGCGCAUGGAGAAGUAGGUGUAAAACCACUUAUGAACCAGACAAUCUAGUCGAGCAAAACUCCAUAAUUAAAAACAUAGCUGCAAUACUUUAGAGUCUCCAAGUCAAAACAAGAUCCAGAAGAGGAGACAAUUUUAAAUUCAAAUUUAUGGUAGUGACGCAAAAAGUUUUGUAUCUUUUUGCAAAAGAAUUUGGCAGGCUGAAGAGCGUGAAAAGCUCCUUAAACCUUCACAGAAUCUUUCAAAAGAAGUUUGGUAUAAAAGUGUGUACUUUAGUUAUAUUUGCGGACGGCGCCAAUUUUGGGCGAGAGAAAACAAGAACGUGUAGGAAUUUCUACCCCCGCAAACGCAAUUAUCAAAUGCCAGCUAAUAUUUUCUCGUUGAUUGCGCCUUUUCGAAUUAAAUGAAUAGCCUGCAGUGUCAGACAGACGCCCAAAAAAUAAUGAGACAGGGUAAUGAAACAUGAUUAAUCUUUUGAAAGUUACAUUAUAAUAACAUCAGUUCUUGGAUCAAGUUUUUUAUUACGUACGUUCGGUUGACUGCAAAGUUUUCCAAAUAGGAGUAAAAACUCAUAAGGGUUAUUUAAUAACAGAAAAAAAUGGGAUUGCUUAUUUAGCACGCUUGAAACAAACAACUACUAGUACGUACUAAUUAGAGUGAGAAUUUUAAUCGUCUAUAAGCCGAUAAAAGAUUGUGGCCUAACCGACUGACUGACUGAUUGAUAAAGUGUAUCAGCCAGAGUAAUAGCAAUAUUAACGGUAAAGUCACGAAAAUGAUUGCAUGUUUAUUUAAUUGUGUGAACAAAAUAAUGAUAUUAAAAAAAUUAAAGGUA